AUACCGCAAAAUCUUUGCUAUUAAUUUAAUCGACACUGCAUCGUUUGCAUGAUUGUAUUGUCAUUUGUUUUUUUUUUGUUUUUUUCACCUGGUAUUCAUACUUACUCACACAGUACUGGCAUGUGGUCUUGCAUAACUGACUUCUUCACCUAUGAAACCACUAAGUCAGUGGUUGUCAAGAGCUGGACGAUCGGCAUCAUCAACCGAGCUGUCCAACUCCUCAUCUUUACUUACUUCAUUGGGUGGGUGUUUGUCUAUGAAAAGGCUUAUCAAGUGAGGGACACGGCCAUUGAAUCUUCUGUGAUGACAAAGGUGAAAGGUUUUGGAGUCUACAAUGACAAAGUCAUGGAUGUCGCAGAUUAUGUCACGCCAACACAGGGAGCUUCUGUCUUCUGCAUCAUAACGAAACUGAUAACAACAGAAAACCAAGUUCAAGGAUACUGUCCAGAGAGUGAGGAUAAAUAUAUUUGUACCCAUGAUAGCAACUGCACACGGCUUGUUAACAAGCCAGGAAGUUAUGGAAUACUCACAGGGAGAUGUGUAGCUUACAAAGCCACUGUCAAGACGUGUGAAAUUAAAGGGUGGUGUCCUGCUGAGAUUGAUACCAUAAAAACCGCACCGAUGAUGGAAGUGGAAAAUUUCACCAUUUUCAUCAAAAACAGUAUUCGAUUUCCAACCUUCAACUACACAAAAGGCAAUUUCCUCCCAACCAUCACUGGCAAGUACAUCAAUAAAUGUAACUUCGACAUGGUUAACAAUACUUACUGCCCUAUCUUCAAAGUGGGAGAUGUAGUCCGCUAUGCACAGCAAAACUUCACCAAGCUUGCAGACAAGGGAGGAGUGAUAGGAAUAAAGAUUGGCUGGAUGUGUGAUUUGGACAAAUCAGAUGACCAGUGCAACCCUUCAUAUUCAUUCACCCGCCUGGAUGCAAUGUCGCAGAAGAAUGCUGUCUCAGUUGGUUACAAUUUCAGGUUUGCCAAAUAUUAUAAGAUGGAAAAUGGGACUGAGUAUCGUACACUGGUGAAAGCCUAUGCUAUCAGGUUUGAUGUACUCGUCAAUGGAAAUGCAGGCAAGUUCAACAUGAUUCCCACACUUAUAAACAUGGUAGCAGCCUUUACUUCAAUCGGAGUGGGUACUGUGCUGUGUGACAUAAUAUUGCUGAACUUUCUGAAGGGAGCAGCACUGUACAAGGCCAAGAAAUUUGAAGAGGUAUCGGACAACUCACUGGAUUCUCUAAACAACAGGCUUUAUCGCAGCCAGCUUUCAUUUCAACAAAAUGAAAGUUUUAUGAAGCCCAGUGACUUCGGAGCUUACUCCAUUGAACAUUACAGCUAACGAUGAGAGUGUCCAAUGAGGGGUUGGUUUUUAAAAAAAUCUAUAAAGAAUGUAUUUGAAAAAUAUCCCAAAAUAUUUGCAUGAUGAAAGUUAGUCUUUUUUUCAGAAAUGGAAAUCAGUAGUGUAAAAUAAUUCUUAUUUUAGUUUUUCAUAAGGGAAUUACAGUAGAACCUUGGUAUGAGAAUUGAAAAACGCUCCCACGGCUGCCUACACCAAAAGAUCGGUGAUUGGUUCAUUUCGCUGUCAAUCAAAAAGGAUUCAGCCUGACAGAUCAUCCAAUCACGUAGAAAAGCUGAGCGUCCGGGCUAGCCGAUACACGCCCACUGUCGUGACGCUAAGCGUCCGAUGGGUGGCAAUAAGGUAAAAUUAAUGUUAUUUUGCAGCUCGAAUGGAUUAAUUGCAUUUCCAUUAAUGUCAAUGGUAAAUCUUACCUCAGUUUGCAAACAUUUCGGUUUCAGAACGUGUUCAAAGAACAAAUGACAUUUGUAAACCGAUGUUCUACUGUACAUAUUUAUCAUAUCCGCUGUAACAUUACUUUCACUUAAUAGAUUUGCUAUGUCAUGCUGAUUAGUGUUAUUCCUACAGUAAAGAACGGAUACAUUUUUACCUUUGUGUCAUCAUAUAUUCAUUAUAUAGGGUCAAUUCAAUAAUCUGAAGACAUUUUUCAUAUGCAUCAGGUCCAGGACAAUGCUUGCCAAACAUUAAGGGAAACCAACAGAAUGCCAAAUGACUUUUUGGAGACAGGGGCAAGUGUUGAUUUCAAUUGUGAUGGACGUCUAUUAUCAUGAACUAUUGUUAAAAAUGACAAAUUUACUUUUUCUAUUGAAAGCAUUUACUGUAUAUUCCGUGUGAAGUAGUUUAUCUUGAAAUACUGUAUAUUGUGUUAGCAGAUCCGAAAUGAAAGUGACAUUUAAAAAGUUGGAUUGCGGACCAAUUUGAAAUUGAAAGGUUUGAUUGCUGGUUACUUGACUUUUAACUUACCAGUACUUUUACUAAUUACUCUAGUAGUAGUGGUGGUAGUAGUCGUUUUUUUCCCUGUGUCAAACUCAUGGCCCAGGGGUCAUAUCCCACUGCUAGAGCAACUCAUCUGCCUUUACUUCAAGUUUAAGGUGAAAAUCUGUCUCAAAAUUGCAAACUGUCUUCACUUUUAAUAAUUUUAUAAUAGUCAUGAUUUUUGUUCAAAGCGCUUCUAAAAAGAAAAUAAACAAUUGUUGAACAUUCAAUUUUUCUGGACUUCUAAUUUCAAACUAUCCAUCAAUUUGUUUGUAUAUCUUGUAAUAGGAUGA
Molecule: messenger RNA, 2621 nt
Organism: Hippocampus zosterae (dwarf seahorse)
Lineage: Eukaryota; Metazoa; Chordata; Actinopteri; Syngnathiformes; Syngnathidae
Product: P2X purinoceptor 3-like
Exons: 12
Coding region: 49-1335 (428 amino acids)
Biological process (GO): monoatomic cation transmembrane transport; response to ATP
Cellular component (GO): nuclear inner membrane; plasma membrane
Molecular function (GO): purinergic nucleotide receptor activity; extracellularly ATP-gated monoatomic cation channel activity; ATP binding
Source: RefSeq, a predicted model, not a curated record